UACUUUUGCGCGUGUCGAAUAUAAGUCUCGUCCCGGCGAUUGCCAGUAUGCGCGUGUUUCCCUAGUAGUGAAUCAUUUCCAGAUGUAUCGACCUUAUAGAAUUGUUGUUUCAUACAAAUACGCGGUGCAGCGAGCUUUCUCGCGUCACAUUCAAACAAACCGCGGUAACAUUAUCAACUUUUCAACUUCUUAUCAAAAAAAGAAUAUUUAAAAGAAGUAAACAGUACAGUUCAGAUGAGAGUUCGAUACAACAGCUUGCAUUGACAUAACUUCCAAAAAAAAUUUUUUCUGGAUGCACAUGAAAGUAGAUGUUGACUACUGCAAAAAUGCGUCUUAUUUUUAUAAAAAUCCGCGAGGUAUCGAAAAAAUAUCCGAUUGUAAGAGGAAUGGUUUCUUAUGCUGUCAUAUGGCCGACUGGAAGUUUAAUACAACAAAAAUUAACAGGACACGACGAAUUAAAUUAUAUGCAAGCAUUAAGAUUUAGUUUAUACGGUGGAUUUUUUGUAGCACCAACACUAUAUUGUUGGAUGCGGUGCUCUUCAUACUUUUGGCCAAAGUCAGACCUGAAGUCUGCAAUUACCAAAGCUUUAAUAGAACAAGUCACAUAUAGUCCUACUGCAAUGUGUUGCUUCUUUUUUGGUAUGAACUUACUUGAAAUGAAACCAGUGGCUGAAUGUAUUGAAGAAGUCAAACAUAAAUUUUGGCCUACUUACAAAGUAAAAUAUGUCGGUGUUUGUGUGUGGCCCAUUUUACAAACAAUCAACUUUUUUUUUGUCCCAGAACAUAAUCGUGUAAUUUAUGUAAGUUUUUGUAGUUUAAUCUGGACAUCUUUCCUUGCAUAUAUGAAAGCUUUGGAAGCAAAGAAAUUACAGGAUUUAAAAAGUGACAAUAAUUUAAAACACAAAAGUAAAAAAAGUAUCAAUGUUGAUCAAAAAGAAGAUAAAAGUGAAAGGUUAUCCAUUAUACGAUAAAGAUUUAUAUGACAAUUAUUUAGCACAAUUGAUUAACUUAUAUACAUGUAUAUGUAUACAAUAUGUACAUGUAAAUAUAUCUGUAUAACAAAUUAUACUGCACAACAAGGUCAAUUACAACACCUGUUGUCUACAGUACAAAAUGAACUAAAAGAUUUAAUUAUGCAUAUAUAUAUAUAUGUAGAUAAUAUGUUUGUAUUAUAAUGGGUAUAGUUAAAAAUUGAUAACAGUUCAAAAUCAUGAAGGUAUGAAAGACAUAAUUUUAUUGUUAAAUUUUCGAGUGAUAUUUAUUGUGACAUUGUUGAUAAUAACUUAUUUAUUGUUAAUAAAUAAUAAAAAAAUAAAUGAUUGUUAAACAACCA
Bombus terrestris (buff-tailed bumblebee) is the source of this 1333-nucleotide messenger RNA. RefSeq names its product mpv17-like protein. The record is from RefSeq and is a predicted model, not a curated record. NCBI's taxonomy places the organism in Eukaryota, Metazoa, Arthropoda, Insecta, Hymenoptera, Apidae. Gene Ontology annotation, cellular component: membrane; cytoplasm. The coding region runs from base 309 to 971 and encodes 220 amino acids. The transcript has 5 exons.